AUCUUUGGGCUAUUCCGCAACCCUUAGUGUCACCCCUCGAUCCAUCAGUUCUCAAUCCUCUAGGAUCUGAGUUCAUAUCAACCUUACCGAAAGAGUGAUCCUUAUUUUUGUUCUAUCAAGUGAUAUCAGAGCCACUCUUCCGGUAUCUCUUUUCAUUCCAUCUUUCUCAUCUAUCAUUUUCUUCAUAAAAAAAAGAAAAUUCUUCUUCUAUCUAUCUUUGAAUCCGGGCUCCUCUUUACCAUCCAUAUAUAAAAAGAAAAAAAAAGAAAGAAAGAUCUAAUCAAAAAAAAAAAAGAUAUCAAAAGUUUUCAAUUGUGGUUUGGUGGUGGAAGAGUAAGCCUGCUGGCCGAGGAGAAAUCCGGCCUUGGAGGUGGUUAAAACGGAUUUCAAAAAUCAAAAAUCUCUUAUCUUUCUAUCUUGAAAAAAUUCCCUUGUUUGCUUGGAUUUGCCCAUUGGGAUUCUUUGAUUUGUUCUCUUAGAACAUUGAGUAAAAACUUGUGUGUGAUCACCUAAAUCUGAGAGAAACACUUGUGUGGGUGAGGAUCAAACACUUGGGAGUGUGAGGUUUUUAUCUACUAACUUUUGUGUUGAGAUUUUUCAGGUUUAUGAUGUUUGGUUUGCAAAGGAAAAGUAACAAGGAGAAGCCUCAACGAAAUUCUAACUCUCAAACUCCUUUUAAAUAUCCUUUGAAUUAUUUUGAUGAGUUUGUUAGUGUGCAGGAACAUCCAGCUAUAAAGAGAAAACCAACCAGAUAUGUGGCUGAUCCAAAAAGGCAACCCUUUCAAAUUGAUGUCCAACAAAUUUGUGAUAACCUUGUGAAGGGAGUGGACAUAGCCCUUAAGGACUUCAACAAGAGCCAAAAGAAGAGCACAUCCACACGUGCCCCAGUAGCUGAGCCAUCCUUGUUCAUCAGUAAGAAAGCCCAAGGUGAAUCUGAAAACCAUUUUGAAGAACUUAAAGAUUUUUCAGAUUCUCUACCCAUUUUUGAUGAAUCUGAUGAAGAGCUAAUUGAAAGCUUGAUGUUUUGUGAAAAAGAUUGUGAUCUUCCUUCUCUUGAAAAUGAGUUUAAUCUUGAUAAUGAACAAGCUAUUGUAAAACUAACUGUUUUGCAACCGGAGCUUCCGAGUAGUCUUGUUUUGUCUCCACAGGUUUUUGAGGAAGAGCCACUGGAUUUUCCACAUCAGUGCCCAUGUCUUGACACUAGGAUAUGUUUGGAUGAUGAUCUAGGUCCUAUCUUUGAUGAGGAGGACGAACCUGGUCCAGUCUUUGAUGAAGAAGCAACAAGCAUCACAUCCAUUGCUAUGGAGAAUUAUCUAUGCUUUGAUCCCGGCACAACUCCUGCCCCUUUACCUCCUGAUCUUCAAGAGCACUGUGAGGAACCUUCUUCUCUUAAUUCUCUGCCUGACAUGUUUGUGAAAGUCAGUACUGAUGAUGUAAUUCGUUUUGGUCUUGACAAGAUGAAAGAUUUUUUUGUUUCAAAAUCUGUUUUUGAUAACAUGAUUAAUUCUUUAAAAAUCUUUGAACCUGAUAAAUGUCUUGAUACAGGCCGGGAAUCAGAUUGCACGGACGGACGGUCUGAGGUUCAAGAACUCGGACUGGACAGAACGGACGGACGGCUAUGGGACGGCUAGACGGACGCGAUGGAGUGGGAGAUGGCCGAUCUGGUGCCUGAAACAAAAGGGUGCUAUUUUUAUGAGUUUUUAUGAAUUAAAAUGAUGAACAGAAAGAGAACUAUAUGAUCAAUGAAGAACAGAAGCAAAUAUGACUUUUUAUGGGUUUUUAUAAUGAAUGG
This is a messenger RNA of Brassica rapa (field mustard), 1792 nucleotides long. RefSeq lists its product as uncharacterized. The record is from RefSeq and is a predicted model, not a curated record. Lineage: Eukaryota; Viridiplantae; Streptophyta; Magnoliopsida; Brassicales; Brassicaceae.